Messenger RNA from Eucalyptus grandis, 1344 nucleotides. Its product is annotated as BTB/POZ and TAZ domain-containing protein 1. Gene Ontology annotation, molecular function: protein binding. The record is from RefSeq and is a predicted model, not a curated record. Gene Ontology annotation, cellular component: nucleus. NCBI's taxonomy places the organism in Eukaryota, Viridiplantae, Streptophyta, Magnoliopsida, Myrtales, Myrtaceae. Bases 60 to 1202 code for a protein of 380 amino acids. The transcript is spliced from 5 exons.
GCACCGAGGCCAGCGUCACCCCACGAUCUCGAUCUCAUCACAGACAAAUCAUUCUUCGCAUGGAAAGCAACCGAACCAGCCCCGCCCCGCCGCCCGCCGUCCCCUCCGGCGGCUCCCGCGGCCUCGCCGGCCCGACGUCCGCGCGGGCCAAGCGAUCCUUCCUCAGGGAACUGCCCGAACCCGACGUUUUCGUCGUCACCUCCGGCGGCCGGCGCAUCCCCGCGCAUACCGGAAUUCUGGCGUCGGUGUCGCCGGUAUUGGAGAACCUCAUAUACAGACCCAGUAAGCGCCGGAGCUCCGAGAAGAUCGUCCCGAUUCUCGGCGUUCCAUGCAACGCCGUCUCCGCUUUCAUCGAGUUCGUCUACUCCUCCAGGUGCACGGAGGAGGAGAUGGAGAAGUACGACGUGCAUCUGCUGGCGCUGGCCCACGUGUACUCGGUCCCCCAGCUGAAGCAGAGAUGCGUCGAGAGCCUGCGUCAACGGCUGAUCGUCGACAGCGUGGUGGACCUCCUCCAGCUGUCGAGGCUCUGCAGCUCGCCGGAGCUCGAGCUGCGGUGCAUGAAGCUCGUGCACCACCAAUUCAAGGCCGUCGAGCAAACCGAAGGCUGGCGGUUCCUGCAGCACCACGACCCCUGGCUCGAGCUCGACAUCCUUCACUUCAUCGACGAAUCGGAAUCGAGGAAGAAGAGAACGAAGAGGCAGAGGGAUGACCAGAAGCUGUACCUGCAGCUGAGCGAGGCGAUGGACUGCCUGGAGCACAUCUGCACGGAAGGGUGCACGACCGUGGGCCCGCACGACGCGGACCCGGCCACGGCGAGGAAGGAGCCGUGCGGCAAGUUCGCCACAUGCCAGGGGCUGCAGACGCUGAUCCGCCACUUCGCCGCGUGCGGGAAGCGGGUGAGCGGCGGGUGCGGCGGGUGCAAGAGCGUGUGGCGGCUCCUGCGGCUGCACGCCGCUGUCUGCGACCAGUCCGACUCCUGCAAGGUCCCGCUCUGCAGGCAGUUGAAGCUGAGAUCGCAGCGGGAGAAGAGGAAGGACGGGGCGCGGUGGAGGCUGCUGGCGAGGAAGGUGGCGUCGGCCAAGGCCAUGUCGUCUCUGUCGCAGGCCAUGAUGAGGAGGAGGCGGCCUGAGGAAGUCCUUGAGAUGUUCAGCAGAUCCAGUCGCGCUCGCGGAGGAACGAGAAGCUUCAAGCUCGGCAAGUAGUUCAGAAAUGGCGCCGGCAGAUUUUGCCGGCAUCCUAGGUUCUGUGUAAAUGGUAUGGAUUAGGGAGGAGAAGUUCGCUGGUGUGUCGAUUCAGUUCGAGUUUUUGUCGGAAUUGGAUUUAAUUAAUUUGUUUAUUUAUUAA